Molecule: messenger RNA, 2085 nt
Organism: Fulvia fulva
Lineage: Eukaryota; Fungi; Ascomycota; Dothideomycetes; Mycosphaerellales; Mycosphaerellaceae
Exons: 1
Coding region: 1-2085 (694 amino acids)
Source: RefSeq, a predicted model, not a curated record
AUGCAUUUCACAACAACAGCUAUUGCUGCGGCUGGCCUCGCAGCCCACCAGGUCAUCGCUACAGGCGGGUAUGGCGGCGGAUGGGGUGGCUCUGGCCACUAUUCGACUCCAGACAACACCAACAACGAGUGUACAUCGGAGCAGUCAACUGGAUACAACUGGUCUGGCCUCAAGGAUGGCUCUUUCGACAGCUACGGCAGCAACAAGUUCUCGGGCUGGUCCUGCACAAACUCUUUCGGCAAGCGUGAUCUCUUGACCAAGCGUUCCUUCCAAUCCAAGUGUAUUUCAGCGGACCUCGACAAGGAGCCAGUGAUCUCCUGUGACGAUGACAAGACCAUGUCUCUUGACAAAUUCGAGGUCUCCUCCGACCAGGAUGCCGACAUUGAAUGCCACUACACCAUGCCUGACGAGUCGAUCUGUAAGGAAGUCCACUCUUGCAGCGCCCGCGGUACUGUCAUCCAGAAUAGCCAGUGUGGUGGUGCCAAGAGUGUUACUUUCAAGCCUGCUGGUGACUCCAAGGGGAAGGGUUGCAACAUUGGUGUUCACAGCGUUGGCUUCAACUGCGGUUCGGCAUCAAGCACUCCACCUUCAUACUCUUCGACUGCGCCUCCAUCAUACUCUACUUCCAGCUCUGUCGAGUCAGUAGACACCACAUCAGUGCCCACCGCACCAGCAUAUGAGUCGUCCAGCGUGGAGACUUCUUCAGCUACAACAUCAUCAGCAAUUGAAUGCGGCUAUGGAUCGACUCAAUCAGUCCCUGCCUACGGGUCCAGCACAGUCUGCGUCGCGAUCACGUCCAGCUCUAGCACUGAGGAGGCGCCGGUAACGACAUCCAGCACGGACUCGGCUCCCGCCUACACUGCACCAGCUUAUGGCUCUUCUUCCUCUUCCACGGAAGGAUCGCCAGUCACUACCACUUCGGUCCCAACCUACAGCACAGGCACUGUCCCCAGCAACAAUGGUACAUACAGCGCACCAAGCGCACCCGGCUAUGGCUCCAGCUCCGAGGUCUCCACAGUAACCACAGCUCCAUCAUACUCUGCGCCAGCCAGUGUGACGAGCGCUGUGCCUACGUAUGAAGGUCCAAAGCCCGAAUCGCCAAACCUUCUGCCAAAGUGCUUGAACACUUGGAUGUACCUCACUACUUGCAAGGACAACUCUGAUUACAGCUGCUUCUGCAAGAACGCAGAGUUUGUCAAGCAGGUAUAUCAGUGUGUCAGCUCCUGGUCCACCACGGAUGAUGAUACAACGUCUGGCGCAUCCUAUUUCAUGGGAAUCUGUGCUCCCUACAUCCCCGAGAACCCGGCAGUCAUAACCGCGUGCCCAUCCACCGUCACUCCAGCUGCCACCUUCUCCUACGCUCCCAUCAGCUCCAUCGAAGGCUCUCCCGUCGAGUCAUCAGCUCCAGCAUCCUCACCCAAGACCGUCACGCUCUACAGCACCCAAAUCAACACUGUCACCUCUUGCGGCCCUGAAGUAACAAACUGCCCAGCAGCCACCCAAACAUCCUCCUACGCCAUCGCCACAACCAUCUCCACACCCGAAGCACCCCUCACCACAGCACCCGCCUCCAGCAGCACGGAAGGCUCCCCUGUCAACUCCUCACCAGCCGUCACCCCAGCAGCCAGCAUCCCGUGCACCACCAUUACAUACUCCACCGAGUACCCAGUCCCCGUCACCUACACCACAGGCGAAAACCAAGGCAACACCAUCCCCUCUUCAUCCACGACCUCCACCAUCAUCACGACCGUUACUGUCCCCCAGGUCCAGAUGACGACGUACACAGUCACCCAAGGCAGCUCGACCCAAGAGCAGCCGGGUCUCGGCUACGGCACGCCUGUCGCACCCGUCACCUCCGCACCGGGCUACACGUCUGCUCCUACUGCGCCUGCCGCAGCGCCGUACCCGACUACUUCGGCGCCGGGACCGGUGGGGCCUGUUGGUGGUGGUGGUGCUUCGUCGGGGUUUGGGACGACGUAUGUCCCUGCUCCUUCGAACAGUAUUACUCCGUAUGAGGGCGCUGGGGGAAAGGUUUCCAUCAGUGGUGUGGCCUUUAUGGUUGUUGUUUGUGCGCUUUUCUUUUGA